CCUCCACACGCUGACUCGGACUCGAACGCUCCAAAUUUUUGGAAAGUUUGUUCAUUUGUUGUUCAAUUCAAAGCGCAGGGCGACAUUCAAAGCGGUGCUGCAUCCAUUUCCCUUCUUUUCAAAUGGAUCAGCUUUGUUCCAGGCCCAAGAGGCCAAUGGAGACUGCGUUCGAUGCUGCAGCAGGGCGGCGCUGUAGUAAGAGAGUGGCAACACUUCGUCGAAAAGCAGUAGAUGUAGAUGUUGUUCCAGAUGACAGCCGCGCCAUCAACGUUGAACCAGGGAUGAGUUCGGGUCCUGAAGAAUGUGGAGGGAUCCCAAAAGAGAUGCAAGAUAUAAGGCCAGAUGGGAAAGAUAAGUGCCCUUGUUUUGCAGCUGCAAGCCGGGGGGACUUAGACGGCUUGCAACAGCUGCGACAGGGGACACCACCGCGCCGCUGGGGGGCCCUGAGCUGUGCGCUUGCGGCUUUGUGGGAGGGUCAUUUGCAGGUCGCAGAAUGGAUAUACGAGCAAGACGCGUCUGUUAUUGAGGGAGUGUGCUUGCUGGCCGCCAAGUUGGGGAGGUUGAACUUGCUCCAAUGGGCCCGGGCAAGAGACCCCGCGCCCCAUUGGGACAAGGAACUGUGCAAUCAGGUGGUGAUUAUGGCACUCAGAAUGGGGCGGCCCGAGGUUGCGCAGUGGGGUGUGCUCCAGAAUCCAGCUAUGGAGUGCGCGACCACAUGUCUGACUGCCGCUGUGACGGGCAACCUGGCGACGCUGCAAUGGCUCAGGGGCCGGACUCCCCCCUGCCCUUGGGUUGGGGUCGAUUGCGCUCUGGGGGCUCUGGAGAAUGGGCAUCUCGAGGUGGUGAAAUGGGUGCGAGAGCAGGACCCCAGGGCAGAGAGAGACGUGUGCUGUGAGGCCGCGAGGCAGGGGAGGGUGGAUCUGCUGAAAUUGGCGAGGGCGCAGGAGCCUCCAUUUUGCUGGAACACUAGCACAUGCCUCAAUGCUGCGAUGCAGGGGCACCUAGAGACGCUGCAAUGGUUGAGAGGGCAAGAGCCCCCAUGCCCUUGGAUCCCCGCCGAGUGCGUGUACGUUGCGUCGAUGACAGGACAUGUUGAGGUCCUGAAAUGGCUGACGGAACAAGCACCAGAGACCAGAAACUCUGUCUGUUGGGUGGCCGCUCGAGCGGGGAGGUUGGAGAUUCUUCAAUGGGCCAGGGCACAAAACCCGGCGUUUGCUUGGAGCGAAGCUGUGACCACCGCUGCUGCAGAGCGGGGACAGCUCGACGCUUUGCAGUGGUUGCGAAAUCAAGUCCCGCCGUGCCCCUGGGACGUCGCCAAGUGUGCGGUCUGCGCUGCGAACAAUGGGCAUAUUAGCAAUGUGCAAUGGCUGAAGGCUCAAGAUCCCUCGGCGGCGACAGCAUUGACGCGCAAUCACUUGGAAGAGUGCGUGUGGAUUGCUACUUACGCGUGGCCUCCAUGCGAGGACGUCGUAGGCCUUCUCAAGGCAGAGCCGCACAUUCAGAUGAGCCGAAAAUACCACGUCCCGAAUGCAUCGCUCAGCGGUACCCUCUCUAUCUGCGUAGCGGUCUGA
This is a messenger RNA of Klebsormidium nitens, 1571 nucleotides long. NCBI's taxonomy places the organism in Eukaryota, Viridiplantae, Streptophyta, Klebsormidiophyceae, Klebsormidiales, Klebsormidiaceae. The record is from the annotation of a GenBank genome assembly.